Danio rerio (zebrafish) is the source of this 1540-nucleotide messenger RNA. NCBI's taxonomy places the organism in Eukaryota, Metazoa, Chordata, Actinopteri, Cypriniformes, Danionidae. The record is from RefSeq and is a predicted model, not a curated record.
GUGUGUGUGUGUGUGUGUGUGUGAAUGAACCCGCCGAAUGCCUGUUAACCUGCGAACGGUGAGGAGGAGGAAAGCAGGGAGGGGAAAAUAACUGCUCAAUCGCUAGUAAUGCAGGCAGGGUGUGACUGGACUAUUUGAAACAAGAGCGUUCCUAUGGGCCGCCAGUGCAACAGUGCUGUCAUGUUACACACGUCUUACCGGAGAGAGAUUAGACCGUAACAAAAGAUGUUGGUGAUCGGGACGCUGGGUGAGUGGUUUUGGUGGGAUCGUCUCUGGCUGCCGGGGAACCUGACGUGGGCUGAUCUGAAAGAUGAAGACGGUCUCGUCUAUGCCAGACCUUCACACCUUUACAUCACACUGCCAUACGCUCUCAUCUUCCUGAUGGUCAGAUACUUGUUUGAGCGGUUAAUAGCGACACCUCUCGCAGCUUCACUGGGCAUUACAGAGAAAAUCAGACACAGAGCGGAGCACAACACUGUUCUUGAACAACACUUCACAACCAAGUCAAAAAACCCAGGACAGGCAGAUAUUGAUGGCCUGUGUAAAAAAUGCGGCUGGUCGAGUAGACAAGUGGAGCGCUGGUUCAGGAGGAGACGAAACCAGGACCGGCCCGGGGUUCUCAAAAAAUUCAGAGAGGCCAGUUGGCGAAUGAUCUUUUAUCUGUUGGCAUUCAUUGGAGGAAUCAUAGCUUUGUAUGAUAAACCCUGGUUUUACAAUGUGCCUGAAGUGUGGAGUGACUAUCCGAAACAGUCCAUGUUAGACUCACAGUAUUGGUAUUAUACUGUGGAGAUGAGUUUCUAUUUAUCGCUUGUUCUCAGAAUAACCUUCGAUGUCAAACGAAAGGACUUUAAAGAGCAGAUCAUCCAUCAUUGGGCCACACUGACACUCUUGGCUUUCUCCUGGUGUGGAAACUACAUCCGCGUCGGGACAUUGGUCCUGCUUAUUCACGACUCCUCAGACAUCCUUCUGGAGUCUGCCAAGAUUUUUAACUACGCCAAAUGGUUCAAAACUUGCAACGGCAUCUUUGUAGUGUUUGCCGCCGUCUUUAUAAUCACCAGACUCAUCAUCUUUCCCUUUUGGAUCAUUCACUGCACGUGGGUUUACCCGCCUUUGUAUUACCCACCGUUCUUUGGAUAUUACUUUUUUAACUUCAUGCUCAUCGUCCUCUUGAUGCUUCACAUAUUCUGGGCGUAUCUGAUUCUACGUAUGGUCAAGAUGUUCCUUUUUGGAAGUUUAACCAAAGACGAGAGAAGUGAUAAUGAAGAAGACGAGGAAGACGACGGGGAGACCAGCAUGACUGAGGACAAUGAUGAACAUGUGAAAGUGACCAAUGGCUGUAGAGGAGGAGGCGGGGCUAAUCAUCACUGACAACUCUUUCUCAAACUAUGAAGGACGUUGAAUUUCCCUCAGGGAUGCAAGGAGCCAAAAACAUACUUUUGAUUUAUCGUCAUAUAGAGACUGUGCCAGAGGACCUGUCUAAACAAAUUGCAUCUUUUAAUAAAAUUGAAAAAGCCUUUUCCCCCCAAAGGGCUUAACUGGA